Molecule: messenger RNA, 378 nt
Organism: Peronospora matthiolae
Lineage: Eukaryota; Oomycota; Peronosporomycetes; Peronosporales; Peronosporaceae
Source: the annotation of a GenBank genome assembly
AUGGAGCAGCCUUUAUCGUUGAAGCAGGACAGCCUCCAUGUCGAUUUGCACCGAGUCUUUCUGUCGCGUCAGGAUGGUCGUUGCAGUCGAGAUCCCGCUCGCUGUCACUCGGUUCUGAUUCAGCCAUUGCAGUAUGUAUCGCGAGCUGUCCACGGGUCUCACCGCUGCCAUAAGCUGGCUCGUCAAUGGAUUCGCACUUGCACGUACCUGAAAGGAACGAUCUCGAUCGAAACCUCAAGCAUCAUCCAGCAGCAGCGAAUGGAUCCGCAACUGGAUACAGACGUAACAGCACCGAAGCACAUCAAAAUGACCAACGUCGCAGCACUAGCGAGCCCGCUGUCAACGUGCGAGUCCCCUUCUCUUCUCACAUCUACUUAA